Durusdinium trenchii is the source of this 411-nucleotide messenger RNA. Lineage: Eukaryota; Dinophyceae; Suessiales; Symbiodiniaceae. The record is from the annotation of a GenBank genome assembly.
AUGGAAAUGCCACCACAUUCGCUUUCCGAGGAUGUCGAACAAGCAAAUCGCAUGAACUUGUCGAUGGAUGAACUGCCAAGCAUUGCCGGAGAGGGCUUGAUGAAAUGGAACGAGUCAAAUGAGUUGGUGAGUGUCGCCGUUCGUGAAUUCCCUCCUUCACGUCUCGAACGGGAAGACAGUGAUAUUGCUACUGCGACAUGGCCAGUCUGUGCCGUGGAGGUGAGGCCCAAGAAGGGAUUUGGAUCAUUGCAGAACCGCCGCGGUCGAUUCCGGCACAACAGUGACCCCCUGGUGCUCGUGGCGUUGCCCAAGAAUCAGGAGAUGGCGGGUGCGGAAAGGGCAAGCCGCUUGUUUGACCUCAUUUUGUCGGAGCUCCCCGAUCCAGAGAGUAAGCGCCACACCUGCGUCUAA